UAGUCCGGCUCUAUAGUACACCGGCAUAGCCAUUACUUUAGUACACCGGUUGCUCUAUUGCUUGCUUCAUGUUUUAACUUCUAUUUUGAGGUCUUUGACUUUGUCAAAUGUAUUGUUGGAAGAAAUUGAUUUCAUAAGUUGCUUCUUCUGGUGUAUAAUAUAUAGUCCAAUUAGUUGUUGUCUUUUAAAUAUUUAAUACUCGGAUUUGAAGGAAUUGAUUUCUGAAGCUGCUUAAUAUAGUAGUUCAAAAAGUUGAAGCUUUUAAAUACUUAGUUGGUAGGGUGCUGGUUAUUUGGAGCAAUUUUAUAGAGUGGGGAUAUAGCAAUUGAUGGCUGAAAUUGGAUUAAGAUUGAAAGCUUUAACAGGAUAUGCAGUCGGGGUGAUUAGUUUUCUUGUUUUAGCUUUUGCCCUUUUGGCAUCCGCUGAGCAAAUUCUAAAUGGAACAAGUAAUGACUUUGAAUCAGGCUCCUUUUUUAAGCUAUUCAAUGUUCUUCUUCAGGAGGGGAAAAUGCAUUACCAACAUUUUUGGCCUGAAUUGGAAUUUGGGUGGAGAGUAAUUGUUGGUUCAGUGAUUGGAUUCUUUGCUGCCGCUUUUGGGAGUGUAGGAGGUGUUGGGGGAGGUGGUAUCUUUGUUCCGAUGCUUACUUUGAUCACUGGGUUUGAUCCAAAGACAUCAACUGCAAUAUCAAAAUGUAAGAAUCUAACAUCAACUGCAAUAUCAAAAUGCAUGAUAACUGGUGCAGCAGGGGCAACUGUCUAUUACAACCUCAAGCUAAGGCAUCCAAUACUUGACCUGCCCAUCAUUGAUUAUGAUCUAUCGCUUCUUUUACAACCAAUGCUAUUGCUAGGGAUCAGUAUUGGAGUUGUUCUUAACAUUCUUUUUGCUGAGUGGAUGGUUACAGUUUUAUUGAUCAUUCUUUUCAUAGUUACAUCAACUAGGUCGUUCUUCAAGGGUGUUGAGACAUGGAAAAAAGAAACCAUAAUAAAAAAGGAGGUAUCCAGACGCUUGACAUCUAGCAAUGCUGGUGCUGAAGAUGCUGCAUACAAACUUCUACCAGCAGAUCCAAGAGUUAGAAAUGAAGGGUAUAAAACACCAGAGGUAUCGAUUGUUGACAACGUGUAUUGGAAGGAUUUCAUCAUACUUAUUGCUGUGUGGGUUAUUCUCCUCGUACUGCAUUUUUUCAAGAAUUACACGUCAACUUGUUCAACGACAUAUUGGAUCUUAAACCUCUUACAGGUCCCUGUUGCUGUAGGAGCUUCUGGAUAUGAAGCAGUUUGCUUGUAUAAGGGAACGAGAAUGGUCAUGUCAAGUGGUGAAGCAGUAAUAACCUGGAAAGUGCAUCAGUUGAUUCUUUACUGUUGCUGUGGCAUUUUGGCUGGUAUAGUUGGUGGGCUGCUAGGUCUUGGUGGAGGAUUCAUUUUGGGCCCAUUGUUUCUAGAGCUAGGGAUUCCUCCACAGGUUUCUAGUGCCACUGCUACCUUUGUGAUGAUUUUCUCCUCCUCCAUGUCCGUAGUACAAUACUACCUACUAGGACGUUUUCCAGUACCAUAUGCCCUGUAUUUUGUUGCUGUGGCCACUGUUGCUGCCUUGGCAGGACAGUAUGUCGUACGAAAAAUAAUUAGCAUAGUUGGUAGAGCAUCUGUAAUCAUCUUUGUUUUGGCCUUCACAAUCUUCGUCAGCGCACUCUCAUUAGGUGGUGUUGGCAUAGCAGACACGAUUAAAAGGAUCAAGGAAGGACGGUAUAUGGGGUUUGAUAACAUCUGUGAAUAUAAGCCUUAAGUUUUUGUGUAGCUAGUCUCGUUCUGGACUUCUUGUAACAAUUUUUGACUUUAGGUGAUUCACAUAUGUUUAGUUGGAUGAUAAAAAACUUUGGCAGUUAUGAGGGUUCUAGAUUCAAACUUACAUUCUCUUGGCGCUAGUUAGGAGAAUUCUGUUUUGGAACUUACACAUAACAGAAAUCCAUUCCUUCUACUUUCAUCAGUAAUUCAUGUAAAUAGCUGCAUGACUAAGCUGCGUAUAUAGUUCAUGAAAAUAUUGAACUUUCCUCCAA
Molecule: messenger RNA, 2051 nt
Organism: Capsicum annuum
Lineage: Eukaryota; Viridiplantae; Streptophyta; Magnoliopsida; Solanales; Solanaceae
Product: sulfite exporter TauE/SafE family protein 3
Exons: 14
Coding region: 329-1780 (483 amino acids)
Biological process (GO): protein ubiquitination
Cellular component (GO): Cul4A-RING E3 ubiquitin ligase complex; membrane
Source: RefSeq, a predicted model, not a curated record